Molecule: messenger RNA, 2031 nt
Organism: Phyllostomus hastatus (greater spear-nosed bat)
Lineage: Eukaryota; Metazoa; Chordata; Mammalia; Chiroptera; Phyllostomidae
Product: putative deoxyribonuclease TATDN2
Molecular function (GO): hydrolase activity, acting on ester bonds
Source: RefSeq, a predicted model, not a curated record
AUGGAGUCGCGUGCCUCCAAGACAGGAAAUUCCUUUGCCUCCAAUUCCUCGGGCCAAGGUGCAGAUGAAGCGGCACCCAAAGACUGCCUGAUUCAGAGCACUCCGGAUCCUUUUGUCUUUGAAAUCCUUUCGGUGUUGCCCCCUACAAACUCCGCCAGCCCCUUUCUAGAAAUGGCUUCUCUAAAGGAUACAUACAGCUUACAAAUUAAUUCCAAAUACAGUUCCCAUAAUCCCAUGAACUCUAAAUUUGUAGCCAAAGCUGAGGCUCAAAAUGGUAACAGUAAGGAAACAAACAAGGUCCAAAGAAAUGAAGGUAGAAAGAAAGACCAAGGCUCUUCAGUGACCUAUGGGUUAGCUAUCCAUAGCACCUUGGUGAAAUCAAUGCCAAAAGGAAAGGAGGAGGCUGCUGCUACUACAAAACCGAGUGCUAGUGAGCAUCCCAAUCCUGGAGAAAGACCAGCUAGUGCUGUCACCUUCUCUGUUACCCAGAAAAAAAAAAAAGUGUCAGCCCCAGAGGUCAGGGUGAAGGAAAAGGUUCUGCCAAAUAUCAGCAACUUCUAUGACAGAAAAAUACUUGUAGAUCCUCAGGAGAAACCCAGUGAGAAGCCACUUGAUGACUCAAAAGCAGUCAUCUUUGAAAAAGGCUCUCCCACCCUAAAAUUUCAAGGCAAAUGUGACUCUUAUUCAGAAAACCAAAAGCAUGAAGAAAGGGGUGUGUUGAGUAAGCACCCCUCUUCAGGAAAUGACUGCUCUAAUGUGGUUAAGAUUUCUGCAUUCAGAUUCUCUCAGGAGGAGCCAGACUCAUUGAGUCUCCCAAGAAUUUUAAAGCCUUCAUCCUUCACCACUGACCAUGUCGUGUACCAGCCUCCCUUGUACAGUGGUCCUUCACAUGACAUUGUCAGCUACUGGACCAACUGUCCUAUGCCUUUUCACUCUCUUUCCAUGGGCAGCAGCAACAACAAUACAUCCCAGGCUGGGAAGAGCAGCUGGAGCUUCUUGUGUAAUUAUUCCUCCAGCUCUACAGUACACUCCCAAAACUGGUCCAUAGAUCUGAAGGCAGCAAACAAAGGUCUUUCCCAGAAUUCUUGUUUACUUCAUUUUCCCAGAAGUUCAGAAGCCAUGGCAAGGGAGAAAAGAACAUUCCAAGAGGAGACAACAUCACGUCCUUGGGAAGGAUAUGCAUCUAAUUCCCUGUCAAGGAGCCAUGAGAACAGUCUGAAGAAGGGUUUCACUGAUACCCAUUGUCACUUGGACAUGCUCCAUUCCAAAUUGUCUUUCAAAGGGACCUUUACCAAGUUCAGAAAAAUGUAUAGCCAUUCCUUCCCUAAGGAAUUUCAGGGCUGCAUCUCUAAUUUCUGUGAUCCUCCUACAAUGAAGGAUGGUCUAUGGGAAAAGCUGUUGAAAGAGGAUAUGGUUUGGGGAGCCUUUGGCUGUCACCCCCAUUUUGUACAUUACUACAAUGAAUAUCAAGAAAGAAAGAUUUUGAAAACCUUACAGCAUCCCAAAGCUGUAGCUUUUGGAGAAAUAGGCUUGGAUUACUCUUAUAAGUGCAGUAUACCUAUCCCACAGCAGCACAAGAUAUUUGAGAGACAGCUACAGCUGGCUGUGUCCCUAAAGAAACCACUGGUGAUCCACUGCCGAGAAGCUGACAAAGAUCUGCUGGACAUCAUGAAAAAAUGUGUGCCCCCUAACUACCAUAUCCACAGGCAUUGCUUCACUAGCAGUUACCAAGUCAUUGAACCCCUUUUGGAGUACUUUCCCAACAUGUUUGUGGGCUUCACAGCAGUCCUGACUUGCACUUCUGCCUGGCAGGCCCGGGAUGCUCUGAAAAAGAUCCCACUAGAGUGAGUUGUCAUGGAAACUGACAUUCCCUAUUUCCUUCCUUAUGGGAUUCCCAAAAGCCUUUGCCAGUAUGCCCACCCAGGCCUGGCCCUGCAUACAAUUCAAGAGAUUGCCACAAUCAAAGAUCAGCCACUCUACCAUACCUUAGCCACCUUGUAUAAGAACACUAGUCUUCUCUACAAUGUUUAA